CAGGCCCGUGACGUACGUGCGAAGCGCCGCACUGCAGUUUGUAAAGUUUGCUGUGUCGCUAGCGGACCGAUGGACAGAAGUGAGUCCGUGUCCCGGUAACCGACCGAGCCCCAGAUGGAUGACAUCAAUGUACUACACCACAGAUGCCUCCUGAACCUAAGGCGUCGGAUCAGAGAUAUUGGUGAUGGGCGCCCGGCACAGGAGCGAUUCAUGAGGCUGCAGAAGGACGGAGACGCUCUCAGUUACCAAGGGAACUCUGAAGAAGUGGGUUGCUAUGUGGCUGGCCAUCCUCUAUCAAAGGGAAACUGUUACUUCGAGGUGACGAUAGUGGACACAGGGGUGAGGGGAACCAUCGCUGUGGGCCUGGUGCCUAAAUUCUACAGGCUGGACCACCAGCCUGGCUGGCUGCCAUACUCUGUAGCUUACCACGCUGACAACGGCAAACUGUACAAUGGAAACCCUGUGGGGCAGCAGUUUGGACCGAAAUGUGCUCGCGGUGACCGCGUCGGCUGUGGAAUCCACUCCGAAAAUACAGAAGCAGGUUUCUCAACAGUCUUUUUCACCAAAAACGGCAAAGAGGUGGGUUCAGUGGAGGUUCCUGUGUCGGCUGAGGGGCUGUUCCCCGCGGUAGGGAUGCACUCCAUGGGGGAGGAGGUGAAGGUUGACCUGCAGGCUGAGUGGUUCCUGGAGGAGGAUGAGAGCAUGAUGAUGGUUGACAGCCAUGAAGACGACUGGGGUCGGCUUUACGACGUCAGGGUGAGCGGAACGCUCUUGGAGUAUGUUGGCAAAGGAAAGAGCAUCAUGGACGUGGGUUUGGCCCAGGCCCGGCAGCCCCUGACCACCCGCUGCCACUAUUAUGAAGUGGAGAUCGUUGAUGCCGGGGAGAAGUGCUACAUUGCCCUGGGUUUGGCACGAAGGGACUACCCCAGGAACAGACACCCGGGCUGGAGCAGAGGGUCGGUGGCCUACCAUGCAGACGAUGGGAAGAUCUUUCACGGCAGCGGAGUCGGAGACGCGUUCGGCCCUCGCUGCUUCAAAGGCGACAUCAUGGGCUGUGGCAUCAUGUUCCCACGGGACUACAUCCUGGACGGAGAAGGCGACGUGGACGACUGGGAUCGGCCGGAGGUCCGUCCGGGUCCUGCAGGCGUCCAGAACGUCCUGUACCUCAACGCAGAAGAGGAGGAGGAGGAGGAGGAGGAGGAAGACGGGGAGGAGGCAGAGCAGGGUCAGGAGGGAAGGAAGGUCACGGUGUUCUUCACCAGGAACGGGAAGCUGAUGGGCCGGAGGGAGAUGCUGGUUCCCCCUGGUGGCCUCUACCCCACCGUGGGGAUGCUGAGCAGCGGCGAGAAGGUGAAGGUGGAUCUGCAUCCUCUCAGCGGCUGAGCUCAGGCACUCGGACUCGUGACGCCCUGCAAACAGCUGGCUGCGCUGUAGAGCUCACCCACGGUCGCCUAGCAUGCUGCUCACACUCACCAGAACACACGCAGAUCAGCUGCACACAUGCA
Molecule: messenger RNA, 1505 nt
Organism: Pleuronectes platessa (European plaice)
Lineage: Eukaryota; Metazoa; Chordata; Actinopteri; Pleuronectiformes; Pleuronectidae
Gene: spryd3
Product: SPRY domain containing 3
Exons: 11
Coding region: 115-1383 (422 amino acids)
Molecular function (GO): protein binding
Source: RefSeq, a predicted model, not a curated record